Molecule: messenger RNA, 1326 nt
Organism: Gloeophyllum trabeum ATCC 11539
Lineage: Eukaryota; Fungi; Basidiomycota; Agaricomycetes; Gloeophyllales; Gloeophyllaceae
Product: eukaryotic translation initiation factor 2B
Exons: 7
Coding region: 24-1190 (388 amino acids)
Molecular function (GO): S-methyl-5-thioribose-1-phosphate isomerase activity
Source: RefSeq, a predicted model, not a curated record
GAGCUCCCGACGCAACAUUCAGGAUGGCUGCUCACGGGAUGACAUCGAUUGAGACCGACGGCGACAGCAUCAAGAUCGUCAACCAGCUGCUGCUGCCCCACACCACGGAAUGGAUCGAGGUCAACACGGUCGAGGAGGCGCACGAUGCGAUCAAGUCCAUGAAGAUCCGGGGAGCGCCCGCCAUAGCAUCCCUGGCAGCCCUCUCGCUCGCAUCGCAUCUAUCCAGAGCCCUGAAAUCUUCCCCACCACCCGACUUCCUCGCUUCCCCCGAGUCGCUCCGCGCACACGUCGAGCCAAUGUUGGCCUUCCUGUACACCGCGCGCCCGACCGCCGUGAACCUCGGUGCCGCGACACGGCGCCUAACGAAGACCCUCCACGCUUCGAUCGCGGAGGGGAAGAACGUCCGAGCGGUCGCGGAGGAUCUCAUCGCGGAGGGCAGGAAGGUUGCGGACGAGGACGUCGGGAGGAACAAACAGAUGUCGAAGAAUGGCGGGGAGUGGCUGAUUGAGCAGGUGAAGGCGAGAGGAGGUACCGGGGAGGGGCUGAACAUCCUUACGGUGUGCAAUACAGGGUCUCUGGCGACUUCGGGAUACGGCACAGCUCUCGGGCUCAUCACUUACUUGCACGAAACUGGUAAACUAAACAAAGCCUACUACACACAGUCCACGCCAUACCACCAGGGAUCACGGCUCACCGCCUUGGAACUGCAAACACUGAAAAUUCCCUCCGUGAUGAUCUGCGACACCAUGGUCGGGUCGCUGUUCCAACAUCACGAUAUCCAUGCGGUCGUCGUCGGUGCGGACCGAAUUGUAAGAAAUGGGGACACAGCAAACAAAAUUGGUACAUACAACGCCGCGGUCCUCGCCGCACGUCACAAAAUCCCGUUCAUCGUAAUCGGGCCCGUCAGCACCGUCGACCUGGACGUCGCCGAUGGCUCCGGGAUCCCCAUCGAACACCGCCCGCCCAUCGAAGCGUGCGUCGUCCGCGGCGCGCUGUACCCCUUCUCGGUGAAUGCGCAGGGGCAGAAGGAGCAGGCCGCAGUGAUGAUCACGCCGGAGGGGCUCGAGGGGGUGUAUAACCCGAGCUUUGAUGUCACCCCCGCGGAGCUCAUUAGUGCGGUGGUUACGGAGAAGGGGGUCGCGGUGAAGAAGGAGGGGGAAAAGGAGUUCGAUUUGAGUGGGGUUGUGUAAUGCUUUGGAUAGAGGGAAUAUGGUAGAAAUAUAUCCAGGCAGUUUGUUCAGCUAUUGCAGUAGCUGUGAAUAGUAAUACUAGUCCGCGGGCGAAACAUGAUGGCAUAGCCUGCGGAUAUCGAUGAGGUUCUGUUUC